AUGACGAGCCUCGUGUUGGAGGCGUACGACGGACAAACCAGUCCAAAGAAUCAUCUGUCUCGUUUUGAGGCGAAGAUGGUGAAGUACGCGGUUUCCGACGCUGUGAAAUGCAGGAUGCUUCCAUCAACGUUUCGAGGCGUGGCAAAGAAAUGGUUCACGAAUCUGCCUCCAGGAUCCAUAGCUAAGUUCAGUGAUUUCUCAUCAAAAUUCCUUGACCACUUCUCUGCAAGGACGGUCGAGGAUCUGUUUGAUACUCGGCAGGUGGAACGUGAAACCUUGAAACAAUAUGUGAAACGAUACAGUGCCAUAUCCGCGAGGUUCGAGGAAUUGCAGCCACGCGCGUGCGUGUGUGCUUUCAAAGGCGGUUUGGCCCGGGGAGAAUUUUAUUGCGAGCUGAGUAGGGAGCUGACAUGCUCAAUGAUGGAAGUCCGCGCCCGAGCGCUGUACUAUAUCUUAAAAGAGUAUAUUGAAGCACACAAGAGGAAAGGCGAGCGAGCAGCAAAGGUAACUCUGGCAAGGGAAAAGGUACAGGACAAGGAAACGAGUCGCAAGCACAGGUUUGGACAAGCUGGCCGAUUCAUAAAGAAGAAUAAAGGGAAAUUACUCUUACUCCGCCCGAGAAUGGGGGAUAGGACACACUGGUGCUCGCGCCGAGAAGCGAGGGUAGGCCAGCGAACGAGGUCGCAGGGAUGCUCAAACAAGGAGCUAGCAAAGUUACUUCUCGAGGCAAAAAUUGAGGACAUGAACAGAGUCGGCGAGCGCACAAAGGACCCCAGAAGCGAGGUGGAGAGUCCGUUGAGGUGGUGUGAGUACCACAACUUAGAGGGCCAUAACACCACCGACUGUUUCAUGCUGAAGGGUCAAAUCAGGCGGUUGAUCGGGGCGAGACGUUCGCAAGCGGCGAAGGGAAAGAAAUUUGAAGAAGUUGACAGCGGCGAGGGCAAAGGAACGGUUGAAGCAACGAACACGAUCGCUGGAGGUUUCGAAGUUCGCAACGACGUAUCGGCGGCGGGCCGGGAGACAGUGGGGGCGACAGCAUCGGUACAGGUGUAUCCAGAACCAUUUGGGUGCCCACAUCCAGACAUAGUGAUAUCGACCGCAGAUUUCGAGGGAAUCAAGGCCCAUACGGACGAUCCGGUAGUGGUAAUGGUAAGAAUAAAAGGUUUCAAUGUACAGAGGGUGCUUUUAGACCAGGGCAGCUCGGCGGAUAUAAUCUAUGAGGACGCAUUCAGACAGAUGGGGUUGACAGACAAGGAUUUAAAGCCAUACGCGGGAAGUUUGGUAGGUUUCUCCGGGAAACAAGUUCAGGUACGUGGCUACGUAGAGUUGGAUACAGUUUUCGGAGUGGGCGAGGAUAAAAUAUCUGGUCCUACAAGUCGCGGCAGCUAA
Molecule: messenger RNA, 1389 nt
Organism: Lotus japonicus
Lineage: Eukaryota; Viridiplantae; Streptophyta; Magnoliopsida; Fabales; Fabaceae
Exons: 1
Coding region: 1-1389 (462 amino acids)
Source: RefSeq, a predicted model, not a curated record